Molecule: messenger RNA, 1956 nt
Organism: Trichophyton benhamiae CBS 112371
Lineage: Eukaryota; Fungi; Ascomycota; Eurotiomycetes; Onygenales; Arthrodermataceae
Exons: 4
Coding region: 1-1956 (651 amino acids)
Source: RefSeq, a predicted model, not a curated record
AUGGCCGCCAAGAAGCUUGAUUAUGCUUGUUUUUGCUGCAUCGACAACUUUGCGAAGAAGAGCGCGAGAGACAUCACUGACAACCCGCAGCUCACCUGCGCACCAACCCCAAUGCCUGGGAAAUAUCAUGUCUCCCUCAUCCAGAGGACGCCGCUCCUAGCCAGGCGGCUAUUCUUUUGCCCAUCAUGCUCGCAGAUACGCCACCUCUCCUUCAGUAGUGGGCCAGCUCCCACGGCCAGAUCAACGAUCAAGCACUCAGCCUCGACUCUUUCGGGUUCAUCGAUUGUCAGUGCUACCAAAAAUAUUCCUGAGAGGUUCCAGGAGCUAUAUAAAGCUUUAGAGGAGCUUAAAAAUACUCCUGGUAACCAUGUGGAUUUGGGCAGAUUAGAAUUGGCGCAAAGAGGCAUUGAGACGGAGAACCCAUUGAUACGAAUUGCAGUGUUCGGUUUGGGCGGUACCCAGACUUCCGCAAGGCUUGUACGGCUACUACUUGCUGACCCGCUGGGCCCAAAAGAAGCAUGGGAAGACCAGCUUGACUCUCGUGCUAAUAAUGACUCUGGCAGUUUCCUUAUAAGAUACGGAGAUAAAUAUGAGGUAUCGCCAGGAAACAGCCUUCUGCCAACAGUCUCGAUACCAUCCAACUUGCUUCGGAAAGCAAAUCUAGAAAUCCUAAUGUCACCAUUAGGUACAAAUAUCAUCUCGUUAAAAGAGCCAAUUGCGAACUCCCUACAGAUUGCAACAAUAUCCAUUCCAUCCACAGACGGGAGCCCUGCCACACAUAUCCAAUACCCAGUACAUCGAUCAAUAAUAUGCGGUGACGGGAUCGAUGGCCUGUUUACGUUUGCCAAAUUAACUGGGAGGACAGAUACAGGUGAACUCGGUCCAGUAAAGGCAGUAUUCCAGGCACCGUUGAGCAAGAGUCCAGAGAACGGUAAUGGAUACGUUUCAUUUAUUGAUAUUGACCGUGCUGAAGUGGCGUUGGAUAAGUUCCGUGAGUCAGCCCAAAAUGCAACGGCUUACCAGGAAGGAUGGGACGGAAGCAGGAUUCAACCAAUUAUCGACUGGCUCGCGGCGGCUCCCACGGAUCAAACUGUGUCUCCUGACAUCCGGCAUCUGCUCGAUUCCGUGUUGAAUGAGGCAGAUACAAAAAUCAAGCAGCACGAAAAGAAAACAUUGGCCGAUGUGCAAGCGAGUUCUGUUCCCGAAGAGGUACGAGAAUCAUUGAAUGCCAUGAUCUCGGGAUGGGCGGAAAGGGCUCAUGAGGAGCUUCGGACUUCGUUAGACGAAGCUUUCAGGUGCAAGAGCUGGCAAAGUUUAGUAUGGUGGAAAUUGUUCUGGAGAGUUGAUGAUGUUCCCAUGAUAUGUUCCAGUCUGUUGCAAAAACAGUGGCUCACUCAGGCUGAGAAGGAGGCUCUAUGGAUUGGCGGACGAUUCCAGCAAGCCCGAUUGUUGGAAGACGAUUCUUCUGUGGGUAAAGAAAUAUGCACUCCGUCUACGGAAGAUGCAUCACCCGAAUCUCCACGCAGUGCUCCUGUGUUCACUCCAUGGCGGACACAAAUAACGGAAAGCCGAAACAAGCUCACAGCAUCCACUAUCAUGCCACUACAUUCUCUCGCACAGAGUCUAGUCAUGUUCAGCUUGUCAACUACUGGGUUGACUUCAGCACUAUCCGCUCUGACAUAUUUCUCCACCACCACUACUUCCCUUAGCGAGGCUGGAACCUUUGCUGCAGUGGGUUUAAUUUACUCGGUUUGGAGACAACAGAAAAAGUGGGACUUAGCCCGCAGGACCUGGGAAACAGACAUUCGUGAAGAAGGCCGAAAAGCGUUGAGGUAUACGGAAGAUUCCAUGAGAAUAGUAAUACGUGACGGAAACAGACCAGCGAUGCCGCCUACAGAAACUGAAGUUAAGGAAAGCAUAAAGAGGGCCAGAAAUGCCUUAUCAAAUGUAUUAUAG